Molecule: messenger RNA, 2226 nt
Organism: Zychaea mexicana
Lineage: Eukaryota; Fungi; Mucoromycota; Mucoromycetes; Mucorales; Lichtheimiaceae
Product: protein-tyrosine phosphatase-like protein
Exons: 5
Coding region: 1-2226 (741 amino acids)
Biological process (GO): protein dephosphorylation
Molecular function (GO): protein tyrosine phosphatase activity
Source: RefSeq, a predicted model, not a curated record
AUGAGCGUUACUUUUGAAUCGCCUUCACAUCGAACACAGAACAAUGACUCAUAUUUUACACCACUCAGUAUGCCGAGCAUACUGUCCUCGAGCAACAACGAUGCAACGACAGGCAACAAUAGCGGAUCUACCACGCCUUAUUUUACAGCACCAGUGGAUCCUAUGAUUCACCAAGAUUUUCUUAAUGCCAUUCGAACUCGCCAUGCAAAUCAGCCAGGGUUCUCCAUGAAUAGCCCUUCAACACCUCCCAUAACUGAAAAGAGUGGCUUUAAACUUAACAGUGGCGGCGGUGGCAGCAGCAGCACUCUGGCAAACCGACGUAUGCUGCGUUGCAGCAAUAAUAAUCAAAGUCCACGGCAACAGCAGCAAGCAAGCCCACUAGAGCCUAGACAGCUACACAGUAUACUUGCCAACAAAGGCGGUAUCGACAAAACUCUUCUCCUUGAUACACGGUCAUUUGUCCAGUACUCCCAUGGACGGAUACGAACGGCAAUCAACAUAUCUAUUCCCAACACCAUCCUAAAACGGCCGACGUUUACCAUGGACAGAGUGUACGAAGCAAUCGUACAAGAGUCGGAUAGAAAGCGACUUGAACGAUGGCAGUCAAUGGACAAGAUCAUUAUGUACGACCAUGGAUCGCAGAAUCUUCCUGAAAAUUGUGCAGCAUCUUAUAUGAGCACGAAAUUAAGCCAAGCUGGAUACAAGGGGCAACUUCUCUACUUGAAAGGCGGAUUUGAUACUUUUUCAACCAUUUUCCCAGACGAAUGUGAAGCAGCUUCAGAUUCAAGCCGCGGAGCAAGUGGGUCACUUCCUCAAUUGCUAUUGCAGUCCCAAGCUAGCAAACCCCAGGGUGCGAAACCGUUUUCAUUGAAGCUCCCGGAAGCAGCAGCACCGGCAGCAGCGAACCGCAGCAACACUCAAAUGGGCCCCUUUACGGCACCGAUGCCGCAGUUUGAAAACCAUGCCUUUAAUCCUUUUUUUUCCAACAUCCGACAAAAUAUGGAGUUAUCUCACGGACCUAUUCGCGAGCGAUUUUCUAUCCGGCUCCCUCGCGAUUGCAGCCAGAACACAGAGACUGGUAUUGUUGAAGCAAAGCGGCCUCGUUCUGUGGAUAAUGUGACUCAUGUCGAUGAAAAUGGCCACUUCAUUGUACCACGAUGGCUACGGCAGACUAUUGUUGACGAAUCGGGACCGAAAUCAUUGGCGGAGAUGUACGAGAAAUUGGAACGAGUUGAACAAAGACGACUACAAAAUAUCAUGCUUUAUCAUUCCAAGCAUACAAGCACAACUUCCAGUGAAUUCCCUUUGAGCAUUGUUGCCGGUAUCGAAAGAGGAACAUUGAACCGGUACACUAAUAUAUGGCCGUUUGAGUAUACACGUGUCAAGCUAGCGAGCCCACGAAAUGAUGCAACCGAUUAUAUCAACGCUAGCUAUAUACAGUAUACGCGAGACACAGCUGAUGGUGUGGAUGACUCACACGUCAGUCAAGCUUCUUUGAGGUGCAUGCAGGCACAUUCUGCUCGAGGUCAGCAAGAAUUUAGACGCUACAUCUCAACUCAAGGUCCUUUGCCGGACACAUUUGCCGACUUUUGGCAAAUGAUGGUGGAGCAAAAUUCUUACGUUAUAGUGAUGCUAACUAAACAAGAAGAAAUGAAUAAGGUAAAAUGCCAUCAAUAUUGGCCUGACAAGGUCAAUUCGCCCACGCGGUAUGGGUGUGUCACCGUCACCUUGUUCUCAGAAACUGUACGCCCUGUUCGGAAAGAUGAUCAAGAUGAUGCUGUUAUUAUCCGGCAGCUGCUCGUGCAACAUCAAUCAAACAAUACACGACGCACAGUCACCCAGUUGCAGUAUACGGGAUGGAUGGAUUUUGGAGUUCCUGACACUCCUGAAGGAACGCUGCAGAUUGUUGCGGCAGCAGACGAAGCUCAAGUCUUGUACGAAACACAACAAGAACAUGUUGGUCCAAUGGUUGUUCACUGCUCUGCUGGUUGUGGCCGCUCUGGAGCGUUUUGCGCGAUAGAUACUGUUAUCCACCGUCUGACGCGGCCCAAUACAGGGACACCCGACAAGGACCUGCUGUUCGAUACGAUCUCGCGGUUCCGAGAACAGCGUGUGAGCAUGGUGCAGACACUACGACAGUUUGUGUUCUGCUAUGAAACCAUUUGGUGGUGGUUGCUCGGGUAUGGGUCAACUCCUGCUAUGCCCAUGGAUUUAAGUGAUAAUUAA